ACAUAACACGUGUGGAAUAUUUUGACAAAAUUUCUGUGUUUGAUCCACAACAAUGUCUCUCUGUUUUAAUAGACUGACAUGGCCAUGGCAUGCUCUAUGUAACACACCUGGGACGUUGCUGCUGAUUCUUGAUUGAUUUCUGACUCUAAUUUACGUCUGGAGCAUCUUCUUAGGGAGGUGAUGAGUCUGGACAAGAAUCCUCGUGUAUUUUUUGAUGUCUCGAUUGAUGGGGACCCUGUGGAAAGAAUUGUUAUUCAGCUUUUUGCCAGUAUAGUUCCUAAGACAGCUGAGAAUUUCCGGGCGCUUUGUACAGGUGAAAAGGGCAUUGGAGAAUCUACUGGAAAACCUUUGCAUUAUAAAGGGACAACUUUUCAUCGUAUAAUUAAAGGUUUUAUGGCUCAAGGUGGUGAUUUUUCAAAGGGUAAUGGCACUGGUGGAGAAAGUAUAUAUGGAGGAAAGUUUGCAGAUGAAAAUUUCAAACUAACACAUGAAGGACCCGGUUUUCUUUCUAUGGCAAAUAGUGGUCCUAACACAAAUGGGUCUCAGUUCUUUAUUACAUUCAAGCGCCAGCCUCAUCUUGAUGGGAAGCAUGUUGUUUUUGGUAAAGUUGUCAAGGGAAUGGACACUCUGAAGAAAAUUGAGCAGGCGGGAACAUCUGAUGGGAAACCUACCCAACCAGUUAAAAUUAUUGAUUGUGGUGAAAUGUCUGAAACAAAAAUUCAGCUCACAGUCGAGAAGGAGAAAGUGAAAAGGAGAAAAUCAGGGAAAUCCCUAACUUCUGAUGAUAGUUCUGACAAAAAAUCAAGGGUAAAGAGAAAAAAAUCUUCCAAAGACACAAGGAAGAAAAGGAGGAGAUACUCAACAUCUGAUAGUGAUAGUGGUAGUGAUAGUUAUUCCUCAGAUUCUGAGUCAGAUUCAGCUUCAGAUUCUGAAUCGGAUUCUGAUUCAAGUUCCUCUAGUUAUGGGAAACACAGGAAGAGGAAGAGAAAUAAGCGCAAGCAUGGGAAGAAGAGGAGAAUUGGACGUAAGCAGAGAAGGAAAAGCCAGCACGGUAGAAGCAGAAGAUCAAGACCCAAGUCCAGAUGGAGCUCAGAUGGUUCAAGUGAUAAAGAAAGUGAGAGAUCUAGUGCUAGGGGCAGUAGUUCUGGUGAUGAGAAAGCUGAUCACUCUGGUCGUAAAACACAUGCUGACAAUAAUGCACAAACAAAUCUAGACACAGGAAAGCAACCAUCUAGCCCUCCCCCACAAAGUCAAACUAUUCCAGAACAAGGAAUGGAUCCCAAGGUUAAAAGAACUGGGGACAAGCAAUCACAUGAAGAAGGUGAAUUGUCUCCAGAAAAUGGUGCAUUUCUGAAUAACGGGCAUGAUACUCAAGCUGAAUUUAGUAAACCUUCUAAGCAACAUGCUUAUUCAGAUGAUUCGAAUCACAAUAGAGGUGCAAGUCCUGGAAGAAGUCCUGCUAGGAGUCCUACUAGGAAGUCUGUGGAGCUGAACAAAGGACGUCCUUUAUUGGCUAGUACUGGCCAAAAAGCAUCUGAACCUGCUGCCUCCAAACAUAGUCAGGGCUUUUCGAAAAGCCCUUCACCAAAUGGCAUGCCUAAGCGUAUUAAAAAAGGACGCGGCUUUACCGAGCGCUAUGCUUUUGUACGCAGAUAUCGUACUCCUUCUCCAGAGCGGUCUCCCCGAACAUAUCGUUAUGGUGAUAGAAAUAUAAGGAGGAACUUUGAUAGAAAUACAAGCUACAGAAGUUAUUCUGAGCGCUCGCCACCAAGACGAUUUCGGAGCCCACCAAGGGGCAGGAGCCGUCCAAGAUACCAAAGCAGAAGAAGUCGGAGUAGGAGCAUCUCCCGCAGUCCAGUGCGUGGCCGGUAUAGAGACCGAGGCCGCAGCCAGAGUCCAGUACGCAGUCUUAGUCCUGAAGACAGGCGGCCUCCGAUAAGUGACAGAUUAAAAUCCCGACUUGGUCCUCGAAGUGAUGAACAAUCUCCAGACAGAGGGAGGUCAAAGUCCAAUUCUAGGAGCAAUGGCUCUUCUCGCUCCAGAUCCCCUGAUGCUACACCACCAAAGCGUUUUGAUAAAAGGACUUCCGUAUCUCGUAGCAGGUCUAGAUCGAGCUCUUCAUCCGGACAAAAGGGUUUAGUUUCUUAUGGAGAUGGUAGUCCUGAUUCUAUUGCGAGGUAGGUAUUAUGCUGACUGCAUAGCAACUCUCAGGUCUUAGAAGGAGCUGAAAUUGCUGUGUGUUCUAUGACAAGUCUCAACAGGAGUUAUGUUGGGCACUAUGUGGCUACGUAUUUAUUUCCAUGUCCUUAGUGGAAUUCUGUUGUCAAGCCUGAAGUCAGAACCUGUUGAAGUAUUGUGCAUUAGCUCAUAAACAGGUAUUCUAUCAUGUUAGUUCAAGAAAUGUUAUUGGUACCAAAACUUGAAUGGAUGCGUCUUAAUUUGGAACCGAUAGCUCUUAUGGACUUAAAUUGGCGUGUUCGUGUUUAUUGUUUUUCAUAAUAAAUAUUUUUGUUGACUGUAAUUUUUUUCUUUGGAAU
Messenger RNA from Gastrolobium bilobum, 2537 nucleotides. RefSeq names its product peptidyl-prolyl cis-trans isomerase CYP63-like. NCBI's taxonomy places the organism in Eukaryota, Viridiplantae, Streptophyta, Magnoliopsida, Fabales, Fabaceae. Gene Ontology annotation, molecular function: peptidyl-prolyl cis-trans isomerase activity. The transcript has 13 exons. Gene Ontology annotation, biological process: protein peptidyl-prolyl isomerization; protein folding. The record is from RefSeq and is a predicted model, not a curated record. Bases 181 to 2181 code for a protein of 666 amino acids.